GUAGGUAAAGUUCUCAUUGGAUGAGCAUCGUCAAUCUGUAGGAAGCGGGCCUUUUGGAGGAGCCCGGAAGUGGAAACACGGAGAGGUGAUCUGACAUGGAGAGAAAAUUAAGCAGAAUCCAUCUUGCUGUGGAACCUGAUGUAAUUCACUUUCUACAAGUCACAUGGGAGAAAACACUCGACUCUGGCUUUGCCAUCACACUUACUGAUGGUCAGUCAGCUUGGACUGGGACAGUUUGUGAAUCAGACAUUUCCCAAGAAGCUGAUGAUAUGGCUAUGGAAAAAGAGAAAUAUGUUGAGGAACUGAGAAGAGCCUUGGUGUCUGGAGCGGGACCAGGUGACAGAUACACGUUUGAUUUUUCUAAGGAAUCUUGUCACUUCUCUUUGGAGAAAAAGCUGAAAGAUGUUUCAUUCAGACUUUGUACCUUCAACCUCAAGAAAGUUACAAAUCCAGCUGAGGUCAUUAGAAAACUUCUUGGUGACUGUUUGGACACCAUCACAGAAAGCCAGGCUCAAAAUGAGCAGUUGCAGAAGGAAAAUGAAAGGCUUCUGAGAAGCUGGAAUGAUGUUCAAGGACGAUUUGAAAAAUGUGUGACUGAUAAGGAAGCAUUAGAGACGGAUCUUUAUAAGCGAUUUAUUCUGGUGCUGAAUGAAAAGAAAGCAAAGAUCAGAAGUUUACACAAAUCUUUAAAUGAAGCUCAGAAACUAGAAGAGAACAUGGAGCAGCAUAAAAGUGGGGAUACAGCGUGCGCUGAAAUGACUGCCGACAAAGAUACCAUCUACAGUGAAAGUACUGAUGAAGAACGUGAAACCCUGCCUGCCCCUUCUGUGUUAUCACCAGAAAAUUUAAGAAGAGAUGAUUCCAUUAUUUCAAGUCCCGAUGUCACUGAUAUUGCACCAAGUCGAAAAAGAAGGCAGCGGAUGCAAAAAAAUCUCGGGACCGAACCCAAAUUGGCAUCUCAUGAGUAUGAAGUUGAAGAGCAGAACAAGCUUGACCCUCCGCUACCUCAGACAUUGCGAAAACACAGCUCAACUGAAAACGUGUCUCUAGAAACGCUAAGGAACAGCAGCCCAGAAGAUCUCUUUGAUGAGAUUUAACUGUCUCCAAAAACUGCUUUGAUGUUCACUAGACUAUGUUUUCUAUUCAUUUCUUUAAACUCAGAAAGGAAACUUUCAGCUCAGUAGCAGCUAUUAUUGCUCCUUACAAUUUAAUCACAUAGAUACAGAAUUGAAACCAUUGUGCAAAAUGGAUUAAACAUGUAUAUGAAAAUAUGAUUUGAUGACAGUGGUACAUUUUUUUGUAGCUACUCAUUCACUAUGCCAAUAAUUACACAAAAUCUCAGACUUUUUGUUGCAAAAGGAUACAUUUAUCUGGUUCAGUUCACAUGUAUUACAUGUGAUAGCUGUCUAUCCUGUCUAGGAAGAUGUUAGAAAUAUAAGAAAAAAUAUGCAUUUUUUUGGUGAAAAGUCAUAUUCUGAACAAUACUUGAACAUUUUAAGGUGUGAAUGAUGUACAAAAUGUAUUUCCUAUAUGAAAACCACUUGAAAAAUCUCAUAAAAGUUUGGAUGUGUUGAA
Messenger RNA from Erinaceus europaeus (western European hedgehog), 1575 nucleotides. It is a transcript of the gene XRCC4, whose product is annotated as X-ray repair cross complementing 4. Bases 96 to 1097 code for a protein of 333 amino acids. Gene Ontology annotation, biological process: positive regulation of ligase activity; response to X-ray; double-strand break repair via nonhomologous end joining. Gene Ontology annotation, cellular component: nucleus; DNA ligase IV complex; DNA-dependent protein kinase-DNA ligase 4 complex. The record is from RefSeq and is a predicted model, not a curated record. The transcript has 8 exons. Gene Ontology annotation, molecular function: DNA binding. NCBI's taxonomy places the organism in Eukaryota, Metazoa, Chordata, Mammalia, Eulipotyphla, Erinaceidae.